AUGAACACUCUGGCGAAAAGCGGUGGCGCGUGGCUGGUUUCGCCGUCAAGGACGGCGGCUCUGAGGAGGACGAGAGUAGCUGGUUUCGCCACGUCAUCGUCAUCUUCCUCUUUGCCCAAUUGGGAAGGUGGAGUUUCCUUGGUCCAAGGAGCUUCCAGAGGCCUCGGCCUCGAAUUUGUGAGACAGUUGCUGGAGAACUGUAAGAAAGGGUAUGUUGUUGCUACUUGUCGGAAUCCAAAAGAAGCAACAAGUCUCUCUGAUUUAAAGAACCGAUUCUCUGAAAGACUUUUGAUACAAAAGCUUGAUGUUACAGAUGAAACUACCAUUGAGGAAUCAGCGGAAUCUGUAAGAGAUAGAUAUGGUUCUCUCAAUCUACUUGUAAACGCAACCGGUAUACUCUCAAUUACUGGUGUAUUGCAGCCAGAAACAACAUUGAACAAGGUUGAGAAGUCAUCAUUGAUGCUUUCUUAUGAGGUUAAUGCUGUUGGUCCUAUUCUAGUGAUGAAGCAUAUGUGGCCACUCCUUAAGGCUGGUGGAGGUAAUGGAACGGAGAGGGAAGUAGCUGUUGUAGCCAAUAUAAGCGCCAGAGUUGGAUCCAUUGGAGACAACAGACUUGGUGGUUGGCACUCUUACAGGGCUUCAAAAACCGCACUCAACCAAUUGACGAAAAAUGUUUCGGUUGAGUUGGGUAGGAGGAAGGAUCCAGUGGUGUGCAUUCUACUUCAUCCAGGCACAGUAGACACUGAUCUCUCUCGGCCGUUCCAGAGGAACGUUCCCGAAGGGAAGCUGUUCACAAAAGAGUACUCUGUUGAGAAACUAUUGCACAUCAUCAACAAUGCCAAGAGACAAGACAACGGCAAGUUCUUUGCUUGGGAUGGCCAGGAGAUACCUUGGUGA
Molecule: messenger RNA, 897 nt
Organism: Microthlaspi erraticum
Lineage: Eukaryota; Viridiplantae; Streptophyta; Magnoliopsida; Brassicales; Brassicaceae
Source: the annotation of a GenBank genome assembly